This is a messenger RNA of Paramecium pentaurelia, 276 nucleotides long. NCBI's taxonomy places the organism in Eukaryota, Ciliophora, Oligohymenophorea, Peniculida, Parameciidae. The record is from the annotation of a GenBank genome assembly.
AUGUCUAAAUAUCAUAUGGAAGGAUUAAAUAUACUUAAAAUGGCUCUUGUUGAACUAAAAUCAAUUAAAUAUACUUAAUUUACCAGAAACAAAAUUCGUACAAUUCUUGCCUUAAAAAAUAAUAAGACUCUAUAAUAAUAAGACACUUUGAAAUUUAGAAAUGAAUGCUUUGCGUAUUAUAGUUUGAUGAAAUAAGAAUUAUAUCAAAAAGACUUAACCAUAACUACAGCAGAGCACUUAAAGAAAACUAUGAAAAAUAAUUAUUGGGUAAAAUGA